UUCACUUGACCCUGAUCUCGCCAUACACCCGUGAUCUCCAAAACAACACAACAAAGUGGCGCAAAGAAACAUGGCGAGCGCCGAGGAGUCACGAAGAAGCCCCUCCGUCACACCUUCUUCGGUAGGCCUGGAGUCCCUGUUUCCCACCGGCACAUCGGAGCACUCUUGCGGCGAAGGGAACCCGGAGCUCGAGCAACUGCGGGAGCUCCUUCAAGACUGGCUUUUGCCGUACGAGCCUGUGCUGCUGUGGCUUCAGCGGCUGCUGGUGUGGGAGAGGCCGCUGUGCAGCAUCUCGGUCGCGCUCACGCUAAACACGUUAUUCUGGCUCCUAUCUUACACUUCCCUGCGCCCGCUCUUCCUGUUGAGCGUGUCCCUCCUCGGGCUGAUGCUGCUGGAGAGAUGGAAGCCCAAGUUCCUCAAUGUCACUAUUCCACGGGUCGAGGUUUCUCCCAUUCAAAGCGAAUCGAUGAGCACAAAGCAGCGUCUGCUCAGCGUUCCUGAGCUCAGUCACCACCUAGCGGAAAGUUACCUGACGUGCUGUCUGUUCCUGCACGAGACACUACAGUACAAACGACAGAAUCACGGAAAGUUCUGCGCCAUGACGUGCAGCGGCUGUUUUGCACUGGCAGUUGUCGGACAUUACGUGCCAGGAAUCAUGAUCUUUUAUAUUUUAGGUAUUAGUGUGAUUUUGUGGCCACUUGUGGUGUACCACGAACUGAUCCAACGGAUGUACACCGGCCUGGAGCCCAUUCUGAUGAAACUGGACUACAGCAUGAAGGGAGAGACCGAGCACCGCAAGCACGACAAGAGGAAGGUGAAGAAAGAGGUGGAGGAGGGUGACGAGCCACGAGCCGAAACAGAGAGCGAAAGUGAGGAGGAGCUCUCCUGUUUUGCCCCAACGGUGGAUGUCAAGACGACGGCCCUGGCGAUGGCCAUCACUGACUCGGAGUUGUCUGACGAGGAGGCUUCCAUAUUGGAGAGCGGCGGAUUCUCGGUGUCCAGAGCCACGACCCCCCAACUGACGGAUCUCUCUGAAGACCUGGAUCAGCAGAGUUUACACAGUGACCCAGAAGAGUCCUAUCUUCGGGAUCUGCCCGAGUUUCCCUCUGUCGAAGAGUUUCCGUCCUUGGAGCACAACCUCCUCCGCUUUCCAUUACAAGGCUCGGGCCAAGGUGAAAGGUCGCAGGCGAGCGCCCCCGCAGAGGCUGAAGCCUUGAGCCCCGCCAGCCUCUUCAUCCAGCACCUGGCAUCCCCGCUGCACUUUGUGAACACUCACUUCAACGGCCACGGGAGUCCACCUGGCGGUGAGGUGGCCACAGGGGAAGGAGCAUCGGGUCAGGGAGGAGAGGAGAAGGGCGCUGCCGUUACCCAGGGUGCACAUCGCUCACUCGAGGCCCUAAGUGAGCAGAUUGUGAGCACGGCCAUCUCCACUGUGGUGCAGAACACUUUGUCAGCGCUGCUACGCUCCAGUGAGGCCAGCGAGGAGCCCCUCCUGGCUGAGUUCCUCCCUCACGAAUCUCCCCCUGGCAUUAUGGAGACCUUCGCCCAACCCACUGACGCCGCGACGGUGCCCGAUGAGGACUUGGAGACGAUAACCACAGAGAGCGCCGCCGGUGAUGACAUACGCGAUGAUACACUGGUUGUUACCGAGGAAGAGGAUUUUGAGCUUCUGGACCAAAGUGAACUCGAGCAAGCGGAUGAGGAGCUGGACUUAAGCCCUGAAAGACUGUUGGUAGGGGAAGCCUCAGGACCUCCGCAGCAUCAGUCAUAGCUUCUCGUUUGGCCCUCCCCCUCCCUGUCUAAUCCAAUGUGUUUUGCUUUUAAUGUGUCCAUUACAAUAACAUCAUACACACCAGUACAUCCAAAAGGUUCAUCAAUUUGUCGGUGCCUGACGGCAGCAUGAGCUGUCAGCGUUUCCCAUCUGGCAUCUAAGCGUUGAAAUUGCUUUGUAAGCAAAUUCCAAACCUGCUGUCAGAAGCAGAUGUCUGUCCAGAUGUUGUUGUUACAGAGAUUAGGACUACAAUGCAGUGAGAAUGCCCUCGAAAUUAUUUCAAUUAACUCUUAGAUUGCUAUCUUUAUCUGAGAGGGAAUUCAGAUUUGGACUGGAGUUUUCUUUUAAUUGGGCACAUUGAAUCACUUUCACUUGUUGCCUGGAAACAGAAACUUUGUGUUGGAUGUUGGAAAAAAAUUUCUACCCACACAACAUAAGGGAAUUUAAGUAGCUUUGCUGGGCAAGUCAAAUCUCGGUUGAUGAAAAUUCUCAUUGCUCCAGGUGACGUCAAGUUCUUCUAGUCAUCUUCACCAACUCACCACGACGAGUGCAUUGCAUGUACAUGUACUAACCAUGUUCCAUUGUCCGGUUCAGAGGUCAAAAUGUUUUUGCUUUAACCACUCAGCAUCCAAAUCUCAGAGGGCAGGGUGUACAAAUUUGGUCUCAGCGUUGUGUUCAUUUCCAGACUUGUCCUUGUGAACUGUAUUUGUACUAACUUCCCAGUCUACCAGCCUCCCUGUGUAUAUUGUAGAAAUGAUAUAUAUUUAAAAAAAACAAA
This is a messenger RNA of Syngnathus acus (greater pipefish), 2549 nucleotides long. RefSeq names its product reticulophagy regulator family member 2 (gene retreg2). The transcript is spliced from 9 exons. The record is from RefSeq and is a predicted model, not a curated record. NCBI's taxonomy places the organism in Eukaryota, Metazoa, Chordata, Actinopteri, Syngnathiformes, Syngnathidae. Bases 71 to 1771 code for a protein of 566 amino acids.